This is a messenger RNA of Melopsittacus undulatus (budgerigar), 2231 nucleotides long. It is a transcript of the gene PPP2R2A, whose product is annotated as protein phosphatase 2 regulatory subunit Balpha. The transcript has 10 exons. The record is from RefSeq and is a predicted model, not a curated record. Gene Ontology annotation, cellular component: protein phosphatase type 2A complex; cytosol. Lineage: Eukaryota; Metazoa; Chordata; Aves; Psittaciformes; Psittaculidae. Gene Ontology annotation, molecular function: protein phosphatase regulator activity; protein binding. Bases 163 to 1506 code for a protein of 447 amino acids.
GCGAGGCGCGGAGCGGGGGCAGCCCCGGAGCGGAGCCGGCCGCACCCCCUCCGCCAUCCGCCGCCAUCCGCCCCCCGCCGCCGCCCCCCGCUCGGCACCGGCGGCUCCGCCGCUCAGCGCCGCGUCCGCCCGAGCCGCCGCGGCCGCGAUCGCGAGCACAACAUGGCAGGAGCUGGAGGAGGCAAUGACAUUCAGUGGUGUUUUUCUCAGGUGAAAGGCGCUGUAGAUGAUGAUGUAGCAGAAGCGGAUAUAAUUUCUACAGUAGAAUUUAACCAUUCUGGAGAGUUGUUAGCAACAGGAGACAAAGGAGGUAGAGUUGUCAUCUUUCAACAGGAGCAGGAGAACAAAACCCAGUCUCACAGUAGAGGAGAAUACAAUGUUUACAGUACCUUUCAAAGCCAUGAACCAGAGUUUGACUACUUGAAAAGUUUAGAAAUUGAAGAGAAGAUCAACAAAAUUAGGUGGUUACCCCAGAAAAAUGCUGCUCAGUUUUUAUUGUCUACAAAUGAUAAAACCAUAAAGUUAUGGAAAAUCAGUGAAAGGGACAAAAGACCAGAGGGUUAUAAUUUAAAGGAGGAAGAUGGACGGUAUAGGGAUCCUACUACAGUUACAACACUACGGGUGCCAGUAUUCAGGCCCAUGGACCUCAUGGUUGAAGCUAGUCCACGAAGAAUAUUUGCCAAUGCUCACACGUAUCACAUCAAUUCCAUCUCCAUUAAUAGCGAUUAUGAAACGUACCUAUCUGCAGAUGACUUGCGGAUUAACCUGUGGCACCUAGAAAUUACAGACAGAAGUUUUAAUAUUGUAGAUAUUAAGCCUGCCAACAUGGAGGAGCUCACAGAGGUGAUAACAGCGGCAGAGUUCCACCCAAACAGCUGUAACACAUUUGUGUACAGCAGCAGUAAAGGAACAAUUCGUCUCUGUGAUAUGAGAGCAUCAGCACUCUGUGACCGACAUUCAAAAUUGUUUGAAGAACCAGAAGAUCCUAGCAACAGAUCGUUUUUCUCUGAAAUCAUCUCUUCCAUAUCUGAUGUCAAAUUUAGCCAUAGUGGUCGAUACAUGAUGACUAGAGAUUAUCUGUCAGUGAAGAUCUGGGAUUUAAAUAUGGAAAACAGACCUGUGGAAACAUACCAGGUGCAUGAAUACCUCAGAAGUAAACUUUGCUCACUCUAUGAGAAUGAUUGCAUUUUUGACAAAUUUGAAUGCUGUUGGAAUGGAUCAGACAGCAUUGUCAUGACAGGAUCUUACAACAACUUCUUCAGAAUGUUUGACAGGAACACAAAGCGAGACAUCACCUUAGAGGCAUCCCGGGAAAACAACAAGCCCCGUACCGUGUUGAAGCCCCGUAAAGUAUGUGCAAGUGGUAAGCGAAAGAAGGAUGAAAUCAGUGUUGACAGCCUAGACUUCAACAAGAAGAUUCUACACACAGCCUGGCAUCCUAAGGAGAACAUCAUUGCCGUAGCUACUACAAACAACUUGUAUAUAUUUCAAGACAAAAUGAAUUAGGGUUGGCAUUCCUACCUGAAGAGUCCACUUCCUGCAUAGUUGAAAUAGUUGAAUCUAGCAUUUGUACCUGUAAACGAAAGAGAAUGAGAGGUCCAUUAUGGCACCCCCUUUCCAGUGUUUAAAAAUGUGCCAUAUGACAACACACUUUUAUAGCUACAUGGAGAAAGCUCUGUUGAUGUGUCACUGCGUUCUUCUCCAUGUCUGCUAGCCAUUUAGGUGAGGAUAGGGCACUUUUUAAUUUAAAUGACUACUUGCACCAUCUUGCCUAAUGGACUAGAUUGGACUGUAUCAACAUCGGUUUACUCCACUUUUUAUGCCUUCCAUUGUGAUGACGUCCAACACAGGGAAAGCCUUCAGUCAUGCUAUGGGAUUUAAUUGUGUAACCUCAUUACUGUAUCAUUCGUGGCCCCCUUUUUUUAUUAAAUACAGCUCAUUCUUGCUGUGGCUUGUAGCAUUCCUCCUCCUUCUGGCCUCCUGGACUCCCCCUUUCCUUUUCACCCCCCUCCACCUCGCCUUGGUGGUGGUGUAGAAAAAACCCAACAAAAUAAAGCACAUGAAAUGGGUCCGUUUGGGGUCAGUGGUAAAGGGGGUCUGUGUUGCAACCAAUGUUUUAAUAAACAGUUGACUGUAAUCACUCCUUGCCAUGUCUGGCACCAAAAAAAAAAAAAAAAAAGGAGAAAAUAAGGAAAAAAACAAACUACUGAAUAAAAGUGACAAAAAAUGGA